AUGGACACCUUGACCACAACUACCUUUUCCUCACCUAUACCUAUUCGGCACCCAGCAGUAAUUAUUCACCUCGUAUUUAUAACCCUCAGUUUUCUCGGUUGCUACCCCAUUGCACUCAUUCAAGGCACGCGUUGCCACCCCAACCGGCACUUUGUCGCGAUUGGACUUGGGACGAUCUUUGCACUGAUCGGAUCGAUUGCCGGUCUUUGGAUGCCUUCGACUUCAUCGGGAUCGCUAGUGCCGAUACUUGUGGCCAUAGUUGGAGGACUAUUAAUGGUCCUAGUGUUGAUGCAAAUUGUCGUCGGUCUUAAUAUGACCCGACGCAGUCUCGAACUCCAUCGACUACCGCCAUAUUCGCACACGUCCUGGCUACCAACACAAACACCCACACGUUGGUGCGCAACAAAUUUACCAGAAUAUACACACCUUAUUAUCGGCUGGUCUGUAUUGAUCGUAGCAUCAAUCUAUCUGAUCUUGACUGUAGUGCUGUUCACCGAAAGCUGUGCCGGAUUCCCGUACCGCCAGUGCUUCUUGCCACUAGUGAUGGGUGGUGGCCUAUUGGGAUAUGGAACAAUGGCUCUCCUGCACCUCGUCGGCGUCUUGUCUCUUCCACGCACUUCUACACCCGAGUACUAUGAAGGUCUUUUGAUCACCCUUUGGGGACUUUUCAAUCUCUUCAUGGCAGACACACCUCUUUUAGGUUCAAAUUGGUUGGCCGGAAAUCUUGGUUUAUUGUGGUUUACAGGUGGAUUGUUCUCAAUAACUAUCAGUAUACAAACAUGGAUGCCUGCAAUGCGAGAGAGGAAUAUUAUGAAUUCUGUUAUAGUCUGUCUGACCGGACGAGCUAUCAUGGGAAGUUUGACAAUGGAAGCAUAUUCUACCCAAGUUCAGGUUGCACUAGGCUAUGUUUGUAUUGUGGGAUCAGUCGGACGUGCAUUACAGGUCACAUUCCGUAAAUCACCAUCCGACAACCUUCCGCGUCUACUGCCGUGUGCUUCGGGAGAACUAGAAGACGAAGACCUCGAUAGCCAACCCGACGCUUACUCUGCUACCCAACCCUGCCGCCACAAAUCAGUAUUCGCCUCGAUAACCAUAGUGUGUGGAAUGCUGUCUUGUUUCAUGGCAAUGGCAGCAGGAAUUCUAUUGAUGGGGGCCACCCCUGGCUGGAUACAGCACGUGUCAUCAAUUGUCAGCGAUCCGUCAACCUAUGUAAACCUUUUGUUUGCAGCCACAUUUUUGUGGGCCACAUAUAUUCUGGCAAUGUUAACGGUCUACAAGACCACACGAAUGAUGCCACAGUACGAGUGUAUUGGAUUAGAUGACGUAAGCCAUGGACAUGUCCAGUCAAAGUGGACAGCAGCCCUUUCGUCUGUAGCAGUAGCAGUGUCAUUAUCCGCCACAGGAGGAGUAGGAGGAGGAGGUGCUGGUAUUGGUACUGGUACUGGUACUGGUACUGGUACUGGUGGCAGUUCUAAUAAUGGAAACCAGAGUCCAGAUGAAAUGACGCGCGCAGAAAUUGAGCAAAGCAAGCUGUAUGAAGAACGCCGGGAUGUUCGGAGGAGUCGGUCCCUACCUUUGCGUGCAUCUCGCUCAUGGUCUGUCCGUCCGGAGGAAGCCGAACCUCCCCUUCGACCAUCUCAGUACAGAGCCAAACGCCGAUCGCUUCUCAUCCAAUCACCUCCACCACAGCCACAGCUACCAUCACAACCACAACUACAAUCGCAAGUACAAUCGCACGCAGACAAUCCGACUACACGUUCUCGAUCGUCAUCAGCAUUUGGUGUGGGGGGAGUACUGUCGGACAAUUUAUUUGAGCUCACAAAAGAUCUCCACAUUCGUCCCUCAUCAUGGCACAACAACAACACUAUUAAUAUGACCCCAGGGUCCUCUGUCGUGUCCGUUGGGUCAAAUAGCGGAUCCUCUAUUUCGUUUGACACUCCGACUCAUUCUACGCCCGACUCAAAGCGUACAGUGAUAUUUUCACUUGAAGAUUCGCCCGACACAGCCGAGACUGUGGACUAUAAGAGCAUUCGCAAGACCGAAAGUGGCAAACGAAAAGACCGGCAGAAAGGGAAACGGCGGCGAACUCCAGAUACUCAGGGACAUGAUGGCGAUGCGAGUAAUAGCUGCUGCAGCUCAUCCGAAGAAAGAAGCGUAGCAAAGUAUUAUUCCAGCGAACGAAACAGUAGCGACAGUCAUGUACCCUGA
Molecule: messenger RNA, 2208 nt
Organism: Phycomyces blakesleeanus NRRL 1555(-)
Lineage: Eukaryota; Fungi; Mucoromycota; Mucoromycetes; Mucorales; Phycomycetaceae
Exons: 3
Coding region: 1-2208 (735 amino acids)
Source: RefSeq, a predicted model, not a curated record